This is a messenger RNA of Trichomonas vaginalis G3, 3171 nucleotides long. RefSeq names its product serine/threonine-kinase ULK4-like protein-related family. The coding region runs from base 1 to 3171 and encodes 1056 amino acids. The record is from RefSeq and is a predicted model, not a curated record. Lineage: Eukaryota; Parabasalia; Trichomonadida; Trichomonadidae. Gene Ontology annotation, biological process: protein phosphorylation; phragmoplast assembly; cytokinesis by cell plate formation. The transcript has a single exon. Gene Ontology annotation, molecular function: protein kinase activity; microtubule binding; ATP binding.
AUGGCAAAUGUAGAAUUUUAUAAAGAGAUUGGUAAUGGUCGUGAAUAUGCGCAAUAUCAAACUACUGUUACUUAUAAAGGUCGAAUAAACAAUACUAUUGAAUUUGUUGCCGCAAAAGUCGUUGAUAAAAAUCGAAUUGAAGAACAAACUCACGGCUUGGAGAUUCAACAUCAAUUACAACACGAAAACAUCACUAAAUUUUAUAAUUGGUCUCAAAAUGAUUCAAAACUCUUCGUAUUUCUUGAAUAUUGUCCUGGAGGAACUCUUUUAGAGCUUUUGGAAAGAGAUGUUUAUCUUCCAGAGACAGUAAUACGAAUAUUCGUUUCUGACAUACUUAAUGCACUUCUUUUCAUUCAUUUAAAUUCGUUUUUAUUUAUCGAUUUCGACCCACGAAACAUUCUUUUGGAUGAAAACGGCAUUAUUAAGCUUAAUGAUUUUACUGGAGCUAGUCAAAUUGACCAAGGAUUUGAUUUCUCUCAUAUUCACACAGAAGCUUUGUGUUAUUUGGCUCCAGAAUUACUUACUGAUGAAGGAGUUCCUUCAUUUGCAUCUGACUUAUACUCGUUUGGAUGUCUACUCUACAGAAUGGCCACUGGCUCUACUCCAUUUGACGAUGAAAAGUCAGAUCAAGCAGACAUCCUUGAUCGAAUCACUAAUUUAGAGCCGAUGAAGAUCAGAAUCUGCUCAGACGAAUUCAAUGACCUUGUUCUUUCGCUUCUUAACAAAGAUCCAUACAAACGUCCAACUUGGCCUGAAGUUGCAGAGCAUCCGUUUUGGAAAGGCUGCCUUGAUUCAGAAUCCUUUGACAGAAUUGCAUACAAAGUCUUUCCAAAGCAAAAGAAUUUCGAAUCCAAGAGGAAAACUACAGAAUCUCUCUCGAUGUACAGGAUAAAUGUCUCAGACUCAGUGACAUCAAGUGUGAGGUACUCAAUGAACAUGAAGCAGAUCAUCCAGAAGGCAAAAGAAGAAGAAAAGAAAUCAGAAAAAUCUGACAUAGAAAAAAUCAAUGAUUACCUCACAAAAAGUGAACUUCUCAAACCAUCGCAAAUAGUUUUCAACGCCUCGAUUGAGACAAUCCAGCUCAACUCCAACGAAAGUGGCCAAAUUCCCUUUGAUUCUGACUCAUUGAACACAUCCGACCAAGAAGAACUCAGCAAGAUCUGCAUGAAGAUCAAAGAUGUUUUCGAAGGAAUAGACACGAUCAAAUCGAAACUGCCUUUGGCCAACUUUCUGAUACAGAAUGCAAGGAAGUCUCCUUUGAUUUGCAACAACUUCAUCAAGCACAACUUCCUUUUGCAGCUUCUGAUGUUCACUUCUCAAUCAAAGCAAACACAAGUUCAGUCGUGUUUACUCCUACUUUUUUCUGUUUUGAUACACAAUGCAACAGAUAUCCCGUCACAAAUGAUAUCAAUGGACAAAAUGGGCGGCCUCGAGACAUUCAUCAAGUCGGGCAGUGAUUUAAUUCGAAGGAGAUCUCUCUGCUGCCUUGGAGAGUUAGUUGACUUCAUUUCGAAACAGGACUCAAAUGAGUACAAAUUUCCAAUGUUCACGCAGAGAGUUCUGGUCGACAGCUACAGGAGCAACGACGAAAUAGAGAGGCACUACUCCCUCAGGAUCAUGGCCAACCUUGUGUUCACUGACAGGUUCAACGAGGUGUUCGAUGACAAGUCAUUCCAGUCACUGCUGCAAGAGUACAAAAUUGUCGAUAACAACCUUUUGGAAACUUUUGCUGUUUUGGUAAAUGGUUUUUACUCUAAAAAGAAAGAAAAAUCAAACGAUUUCACUUCAUCUGUCUGCAAAGAACUAAUAGUCCGAUCAAAUCCUACUCUGAAUAUCCUUGGAAUUAUUUUGGCUGCAAAUACUUUGUCACUUUUAUCGAUAAAAAGUGACAUUUUUAAACUUUUCAAGUCAUCGACUGGAGAUUUACGGACUAAGCUCCUUAUGGCAGUAUCUAUCAUUUGCGAAAACCCUUUGGAAUUGUUAGAUGUUUCUUCAAAAUACUUUACAACUAUUGAAAAAUUACAAACAGAUAAUUUUGAAAUUUUUGACACAAUUGUUUUGUUUUUUAUAUCUAAAGCCGAAGAGAUACUGGACAAGGCGAUCAAUGGUCAUUCAUUAGAUAUACUUCAGAUAAUUUGUGACUGUGUUUCUUGCAAAACUUUUCAAUCAAAAAUUUGGAAUUCGAAUUUUGUUAAAAAAGUGACAAAAUUAUUGAAAGAAAACAAUUUCACUUCACCUAACUGUGAAUUAAUAUUGCAAAUCAUACAUCACGGAGUCACAACUAAUUCAUGUGAUGCAGCGAUCAUCUGUGACCUCAAAAGACCUCUCAUUUCUCCAAAAGAAUCAGUCAGAUUCAACGCAAUAAAAAUAAUUUCUGACACUUUUGAGAAUGUUCCUAUCAUAUCUGACAAAUUGAUGGCAUUCAUUGACGCCGCAAUUCUACCACUGACUUCCUCUCUUCUACAAGAUGCAACAGUUAUUUCCGACCAAACAAUCAAACUUUUAUCAAAAGUUUCUUCUCUAAGUCCAAACAUUUUGAAUUCACUUACGAAAGUCACGACUCUGUCUAUAAUAUUCCAACGCUGCAGUGACAAUGUUUCCGCUCUAGACCUCGCGACGCAGAUAAUACAGAAGACAGAGAUAUCCCUCGACGCGUUAGUCAGCGCAAGAAUCAUCCCGUGCAUCAUGCAGACAAUAGAUAAAACAACAGGAGCUGUGGAACUUCUCAAAGUUCUUCUGGAAAACUGCGAAAAAACAAUUAAUGGAGAUCCAAAGAACCAAAAGAAAGUCAUCAAAAGCAUUUCAUCCCUCGCUGCGAAAUGCCCAGUUUGUGCUGCAACACUUCUCGACAACCAAAUUAGUGCGGACUGUUUCGUUUUGAUGAUAAGAAUAUUCACUCCUUUGACAGCGCAAAACAAUGAUAUUCUGAUUGACUCUGCGUUUGGUCCUUUCUCGAUCGUGUUGACAAACGGAUACAAGAAACCAGAACAUUUGGAAAUGCUCGCAAAUGUAGUUUCUACUCUUGAAAAUAGUUGCGAAAAAUCACAAGCAAUGAAACUGAGAUUGAAAGGAUCUUCUACACUUAUUAACGCACUCAAAAAGGCAUCAAUUGCAUCUGUUUCACCUCUAAAAGAUGCUUGUAAUUCAUUGCUUAAAUCACUCAAGAAAUAA